Molecule: messenger RNA, 2696 nt
Organism: Astyanax mexicanus (Mexican tetra)
Lineage: Eukaryota; Metazoa; Chordata; Actinopteri; Characiformes; Acestrorhamphidae
Gene: spata6l
Product: spermatogenesis associated 6-like
Exons: 12
Coding region: 124-1218 (364 amino acids)
Biological process (GO): spermatogenesis
Molecular function (GO): myosin light chain binding
Source: RefSeq, a predicted model, not a curated record
GAUGGUUUAAUAGCGUAAAAACCAUGGAGACGUGACGCCUUAGGAAGUGUACAUAGCACUGUUCUGGUUAUUCUUUUAACAAGAAAGAAAAGUCACCUAAACUAUACUGACGACAGUUUUACCAUGUCUCAGACGUCCCUGAAGGUGUUCGUUGAGCUGCACAUUAGAGCGAUCACCUGUCCUGGAGUUCAUUUAACUGCCAAAGAUGACAUUUACCUCAGUGCGUGCCUCCUGAACCAGUACAGAAAAUCUGAUUGUCUACCUGCAGUUUUCCCAUUACUGUUCCGAACGAAAAUGAGAUUUGAAAAGAUAUUCAAGUAUGCCAUUGAUCCUGCAGCUAUUGCUGAAAUCUUACAAUGUGAAACAGUCAAAAUUGAGCUUAUACAGUUGAUUCGCCCAGCUGGGGAAAUACUGGCUACAUAUGAGGAAAAUGCCAGAAGUUUUCUCUUUCCUGAACCUAAAUUAGUCCCAUCUUUCUCGGGGGGAGACAGAGAGGUUCUAAUGACAAGAGACCCCAAUUUUCCUGGCAUUUCUCCAAGGUUAGAGUUCUCCACCAGGACCACAAUCUUCGAGGGCUUGGAGAGAGAUACAGUCCAAAGCGUUCCUGUGAGGGUAAUGACAAGAAAAAGAGCCAGGAAGUCCAGACAAAGGGGGCGCUCCACAACAGCACGGAGGGACACACAGACACAGAGGCACCGCUCACUCUCCCCUUUUAAAAGAUCUGAGUCCAGCAGGACCAGCUCCUCUUCUGACAUCGGACACAGAUAUAGAAAAAGCUCAUGGUCAGGAGGUGUGCACUCAUCUGGUUGGUCACCAGAGUCUUACAGCAGAUUAAGAAACUCAUCACCACAUCACUCCAAAUCUCCUGGACAAUUAGGGACCAUUAGAAGAAGAAGCCACUCCAACCAUUUGCUCCCUAAUGAUGGCUCCUCCUCAGACACUGAUGAUCUCCUUGACGACACUGAGGAACUGGGCCAGCGUCCUCCCCUGGCGGGAUAUGAGGGAUCCCCCAGCCCAGCAGCACUGACUCAUUCCAGCAUGGCAAGCCCAAGGCAGAGCAGUUCUCUCUUGUGUUCCCCAAAUGCAUGGGAGGAAGUUCAGGAACGAGUCCGGAGUCUUCUCACUUCGCCCAGAGCUGUACACAGACUGACCUAUGGUGCUACAGAGUCUGAAGUAGACAAGGUCCUAACAAGAAAGUCCAUCUCCCCACAUUGGUGAUCGCAAUAAAGAAAACAGAAAGCAGCUGUUCAAUACCAAAAAGGUAUUACGCACAUAAGAUGGGAUUGUUCUGAUUCUUCAUGCAGUGCUGGUAUGGUUUUGAUACCUAUCACUAAGUUUUAUUCUAGAAUUAUGAUCCCUUCAGUUUUAAUAGUCUGUUUACACUGAAAUAAUGAGCAUUUUAAAAUGACUGUUAGUAGUUUUAACUGGCAAUCAUCUAGAAUUAGUAUUGAGCUCAAACACAUCAUGUAACGAAAAGAAAGCCAGGGAAGCAAAAAAUAAUGCACACUAUGCUGAAAGCUUACUCUAGCUUUUUGCUAUAUCUUCACUUCAUUAUCUGCUUGCUUUUAGAAAGGGAAAGUAUCAGUUAUUUUUUCCCCCGGUAGGACUCGAGAAUACCCAAUGCCUGGCUCACACUACAGGAUUUUUCAAUCUUAACUGAUGUUGAAAAACGCGACACCCCACAAAUAAAGACAAAAACAUUAAAAGCUAUGCUUAAGAUUCUUAUAAUAUUUUCUGUUAGCUGGGUUUAAAGUUCACCCAUUGAAAUGUCCGGAAGUUUUGGGAUUUAGGGCCCCAUCCAGUGAGAAUGGGUAAUUGCACCGAGCAUGCGGAAGAAUCAUUUUAAACUGGGCGGGUGUGAUGCGGUCUCCUUUCAGGACAAAUCCGAUUCCAGCUUAUGUUCAGUCAGAGAGAGAGAGAGCACUCUCAGUCAGAAACUUUACUUCAAAUACACACUUUGUUUGUAGUGAAUGAGCUACUGAGCUCUAAGUUUUCCCUUUCUGAAGUCUCCAAUGCUCCACCAGCCACUCGCGUUCAGGUAAACUGGGCUGGAUCCUCUUUUAGAGGCUGUACGUGUGACUUAAGCACACAAAAAGUGACCCAACACCCCACUUUUUAGAAAUAAUAUAUAAGGCUUAGCAGGGAUGGUCAUUUCAGCACACUGGUACCAUUAAACACAAUAUGUUGUCCCUUUUUCACUCAGAAAUGCUUCAGCUUUCAGUUUAAUAUCGGAUUAUAGACUCCGCACUCACACUUAGGACAAUCUGGGAGUUUCGCAGUUGUCAGAAAGAGCAAAACAACACAUUGACCUGAGAGAACACAAUGAGAAGACAGCAACACUACAUAGUAAUAAAACAGUGAAUACAGUGUUUGGUUACUUUGACUAUUUUGACUUUCUUCAAGCACAAAUAACACUUUGAAGUUAAGAUUCCUUAGCCUUAAGUUUAGCUAGCAAAUGUUACACUGUAUUUCCUAGGUGUGAUAACAACUCCAUGGAUACUUGAAGCCUAUUUUUCAUUUUUCAGUCCUCUGAAGCAACCAAAGGUCACUAACCCAUUUUAACACUGGUUUACUCUGAAUUGUAAAAGCUUGUGUGUGUACGUUUCUGUGUGGCCUGUAUGUAUCACAGUCAUAACACGAAUGUUUCAGUUAUCUGCAUAUUUGGUGGUAUUGAUUAAAAGUGGUCUAAAAAGCUU